AUGCCAGCUGCCAAAGCCGCAGACAAGAAAGCCGCCCAAUCUCACCCACCAUACAAGCAGAUGAUCGCUGAAACUCUCAAGGGUCAAGGUCGAAAGGGACUCUCCGUCAUCGCCAUCUCCAAGAUGAUCCAGGCCAACCAGAAGGGACUCGGUCCCCGACACGAAACUUCUCUCAAGAUGGCUCUCAAGCGAGGCAUUGAGGACAAAUCCCUCGUCAAGGUCAAGGGAGUCGGCCUCGCCGGUUCUUUCAAGCUCGCUGCUCCAGUCAAGCCCGCUCCCGCCGCCAAGAAGGCCGCUCCCAAGGCCAAGCCUGCUGCCAAAAAACCCGUCGCAAAGAAGGCUGCAAAGAAGCCCGCUGCUAAAAAGUCUCCAACCAAGAAGGCUGCCGCCAAAAAGCCAGCCAAGAAGGUGACCGUCAAGAAGACCGUGGCGAAGAAGCCAGCAGCCAAAAAAGCCGCGAAGAAGCCAGCAAAGAAGACCGGCAAGAAGUAA
Messenger RNA from Oikopleura dioica, 492 nucleotides. The record is from the annotation of a GenBank genome assembly. Lineage: Eukaryota; Metazoa; Chordata; Appendicularia; Copelata; Oikopleuridae.